CCCGCCACGUCGGUUGGCGCGCCGCGGCGGCGCUGGGCCAUGGCGUUCACGCUGUACUCGCUGCUGCAGGCCGCGCUGCUCUUCGUCAACGCCGUGGCCGUGCUGCAUGAGGAGCGCUUCCUCCGUCACGUUGGCUGGGGAAGCGAUCAAGGGAUUGGAGGAUUUGGAGAGGAACCAGGAAUUAAAGCUCAGCUAACGAACCUCAUUCGAUCUGUACGAACUGUAAUGAGAGUGCCACUCAUAGCAGUGAACUCCAUUACAAUCGUUCUCCUCCUGUUGUUUGGUUGAAGACACCUGGGGAAAAACAUUUUGGAUGGCCAAAGAAGCAAGUUAUGAACCAUCACCACUGAGUUUUUGGGGAUCUGGCACCGUUUAGCUGUCAAUCUGACAUUCAACUUAACAUAAUAAAGACACUAUUUCUAUUUAUCCUAUUUCCUAAUUGCAGUUUCAUUACACAAGAUACGGGGAUCAAUGCAACAACACUGCAAAUAUGUUGGACUAUGACAAGUUCUGUUGCUGCCUGUUCAUAGCGCUGGCUGUUGGUGUGCACACCGGGUGUUGCCGCGGUUGUUGAUCAUAUGCGGUUUUUAAAUGUCUCAUUCCUCAGGGAUGAAUUUCCUUUAUUAUCCUUUACAAUUUGUUGUUAAAUUAAAAAAAAAAAAGUGGGUUUUAUCCCACUUGCUACUGCAGUACUGUUCAAGAGAAUGCGAAUUAGGCUCUGAAAACAUUAUAAGUUACUGAGGUCCAAUUGUGAUACUGAGAGAUCGAAUGUUAUAAAUUCUGAAUUCCAGUUUUAUCCCCCUCAAUAUUACAAUAUGGUAUAAAUUAGUGAAGUUCAGUUGUGAUACAGAGAGAUUUAUGUUAUUGAGAUAAAGCAUGUAAUAGAUUACUGAAUUCCAGCUGUGAUGUUAAGAGGAGAUCAAACAUGUUACACAUUUCUGAAUUCCAGUUGUGAUAUUGAGAACAGGUCAAACUGGGUAAAAUCCUAAUUCAGUUUACAUUGGAAAUCGAAUUUUCCUGGUUUUAGUGUGAGGUGUCCCUGCCCAUGGCAGCGGGGUUGGAAGCAGAUGAUCUUAAAGUCCGUUCCAACCCUAACUAGUCUAUGAUCCUAUGAUUGAGACCAGAAUUUUCCCUCUGUGUUUCAUAACGUUUUCAAACCAGUAAUGGUGGCAAAGUAAGUUGAAAUUGCGUGCAAUUGCUAUGCAAAACCUAAAAAAGCUGUACCUGGAGCUGGGUUACUGUGCUGAUUUAGACUAGCGAGUGAUAUUAGUGACUAGUGUUUGUUACUGCUCUGUUAAGGAUUAUUAUACAUUUCUUAAAAUGCGUGUUAAAAAUUGUUUGUGAUGAAUAGUGUGCUGGAAGUGGAGAACCAUUUGUAUUCUGAGCUUCUUGGGAGGGGAAUACUGUGCCCCUUUCCAAUUCAAUUUUCAUUUAAAACCAGCAUAUUUGCAGCUUCUUCUGUUACUGCUGCUUCUUCCCUGCCCUCCAUCUUCAUUAAAGAACAACUUGGAAGUUGAAACUGAGUAUGACCUGGCAGUUCUGUCGAAGAAACACUGCUAACUGCUUUGGUACAGACCUUGUCUGAGUUAAGCCUAUGAAGUUAGGUCCAGUGUUACAUAGGAAGUGUGAAAUUAAGAAGGCCAAUUCUCAUGUACUUUUUCAGAAAAGCUAGAAGUCUUACAUCUGUUCCUGUGCUGAUGUGUUUUAGCUAUUGUAAAGCCGUUUAUCAUCUCUUCUUCCGGCGCCUUGAUGACUAAAGCAUAUGCUCUUUGUAUACAAAGAUAAAUCUGUGAAAUGUGUAAAUGAUCUUCAAUCUCAGUGAUCUGCAGAGUAAAGAUUAUCCAGGAGGAGAGGUUUAUGUUGUUUCCUGUUUUUAGUGAAAACUUGUCAAUAAAUUGUGAAUUUCUAAAUUAA
Molecule: messenger RNA, 1914 nt
Organism: Melopsittacus undulatus (budgerigar)
Lineage: Eukaryota; Metazoa; Chordata; Aves; Psittaciformes; Psittaculidae
Gene: IER3IP1
Product: immediate early response 3 interacting protein 1
Exons: 3
Coding region: 40-288 (82 amino acids)
Biological process (GO): endoplasmic reticulum to Golgi vesicle-mediated transport
Cellular component (GO): Golgi membrane; COPII-coated ER to Golgi transport vesicle; endoplasmic reticulum membrane
Source: RefSeq, a predicted model, not a curated record